Pseudo-nitzschia multistriata is the source of this 1378-nucleotide messenger RNA. Lineage: Eukaryota; Bacillariophyta; Bacillariophyceae; Bacillariales; Bacillariaceae. The record is from the annotation of a GenBank genome assembly.
CUUGCAGCAUUCUCUUCUGCUCACAAAUCCACAAUUCGCAACCCUAAACAAUCACAAAAAUCACAAAAAUUCAACCCCGCAACGCUAACCAAACAUUAUAACUUUUUGAAAAUGAAAUUUGGAACCGCAUACAUCGCUCUCGCCUGCGUCUUGGCCACCAACCACAAUGGAGUCGCCGCAUUUUCUAUCCGACCAAGCGCUCGGUCGACGACCCCAAGUUCAAUCGCCUUUAACAAGAACUCAGUUCCACGACAGUCGAUGGCGCUCAACACCUCUGUGGAGUCCUCCUCGACARCYGACCAAGACGACGAGAUCRCGCGCCUCAAAGCCAUGGCGCAGAAAUUGCGCUCGGAGGCCGCUUCCCUCGAGGCCGAGCAGGCCGAAGAACGCGCCAACAUCGCAAAAAUGGCGUUCGAAAAGUUCGACGACAACUCCGACGGAAAGAUCUCGAAGGAAGAGUUGAAGGCAGGACUGGAGAACUCCCUCAAAACUGAGAUCAGCGAGGAACGCGUSCAGAAACUCAUGGACAAGUUCGACAUUAGUGGGGACGGAUACCUCCAGCUGGAAGAAAUGGUUUCCGUCGACCAGUUCAGAAAUCAACUGGAGGCCUUUGCGAGAGAAGAAAAGCAAUUGGCACGAGAUGCGAUUGUCGAAGCUCAGAAAGAAGAAGAGGCCGCGCGAAUGGCCGAAGCAAGACUGGCUCUCUUAAAUGACAAGGAACCUACCCAAACGGACAAAAUCGUCAGUGUUUUGCCAUAUUUGUUCCCACUAUUGGACAGCCUUCAAUUCGGCCGGUUCUUAAUCCUGGACAACCCCGAAAAUCCACUCUUUUUUKYCCUGGCUUUAUUGUAURCAGCUUACAGGACUAUUCCGUUUUCUGGAUUUCUCGCAUUCAUAGCCCUGAACACCUUGUCGAAUAAUCCGGGCCUGAACAAAUUGGUACGGUUYAACAUGCAACAGGCCAUCUUCAUCGACAUUGCCCUCUUCUUCCCUGGUCUAAUUGCAGCCUUGGUCGGAGGAUUGGGAGGGAUGGCUGGAAUCCAGAUCCCAGCCGCUGUCAAUCAGGCCGGCUCGACGGCCAUAUUUGGGGCCCUCUUGUUGGUUGUUACAUACGCUUCGAUAAGUUCCCUGCUAGGCAUCAAGCCCGAUAAGAUCCCUCUGAUAUCCAAGGCUGUCGAAGAUCGAAUGCCUACCAUCGACAUGUUUGAUGAUGCUGGACGUUUCAUUCCUAGAAACGAAAGGCAAGAAAAAGACGAUGAAGGCGAGAAGAAAAACUAGAAAACACUGAAACGUUCGAUGCAGCAGACAAUGAUACUGGGUCAUAACAACAAAGUAGAACUCCAAAGCGAACUCUGUAAAAUAAAAUAAAUCAUCAAUU